UAAAUAAAACAAAGAAAAUGCAAUCGGGGGACCUCAUAAGCUGAGCUUUGAGGAACUAUCGCAUUUCGGACACACACAGAAGACGGAAGGCAAAGGCAGCCAUGAUCUCGCAGUUCUUCCUGCUCUCGCAGCGUGGCGACAAUAUCGUCUUCCGCGACUAUCGCGGUGAAGUGCCAAAAGGAAGCGCAGAGAUAUUUUUCCGGAAAGUGAAGUUUUGGAAAGAAGAUGGGCAAGAGGAAGCACCCCCUGUCUUUAACGUGGAUGGUGUCAACUACUUUCAUGUGAAGGUUGUUGGACUAUUGUUUGUCGCAACCACAAGAGCUAAUGUAUCACCAUCUCUUGUCUUGGAACUUCUACAAAGAAUUGCCCGUGUCAUCAAAGAUUAUGUUGGGGUUCUCAAUGAAGAUUCUAUAAGGAAGAAUUUUGUGCUUGUGUACGAGUUGCUUGAUGAAGUCAUUGAUUUUGGCUUUGUGCAAACAACAUCAACUGAAUUGUUGAAGUCUUAUAUAUUUAAUGAGCCAAUUGUUCUCGAAUCUACACGUUUAUCAUCUAUUGGCCCUACUGGCCUUUUUAUGCAAGGGACAAAGAGAAUGCCUGGAACAGCUGUCACAAAAUCAGUUGUUGCAAAUGAGCCUGGUGGUAGGAAGAGGGAGGAAAUUUUUGUGGAUAUAAUCGAGAAGAUUAGUGUGACUUUCAGCUCUAGUGGUUACAUAUUGACUUCUGAGAUUGAUGGAACCAUUCAAAUGAAAAGCUAUCUCUCUGGAAAUCCAGAAAUCCGAUUAGCCCUCAAUGAGGAUCUGGGCAUAGGAAGAGGCGGAGGGUCGGGCUAUGACUAUAGGAGUUCAUUUGGAUCAGGAGCAGUGGUACUUGAUGAUUGCAAUUUUCAUGAAUCUGUACGUCUUGAUAAUUUUGAAGUAGACAAAACUCUGACCCUGGUGCCCCCUGACGGUGAAUUUCCUGUCAUGAACUACCGUAUGACUCAGGAGUUCAAGCCCCCUUUUCGUAUUAAUGCGUUGAUUGAAGAAGCAGGAGCUCAUAAGGCUGAAGUGAUUCUGAAAAUAUAUGCCGAGUUCCCCUCGAACAUUACUUCCAACACAGUUGCUGUACAAAUGCCGCUACCUAAAUAUACUAUCAGAGCCAGUUUUGAGUUGGAACCAGGAGCAGUUGGACAAACAACAGACUUCAAGGAUGCCAAUAAGAGACUUGAGUGGGGAUUAAAGAAGAUUGUCGGUGGAUCUGAACAUACGCUACGUGCCAGACUCACAUUUUCCCCUGAAGUACAUGGAAACAUAACAAAAGAAUCUGGUCCAGUUAGCAUGACAUUUACAAUACCUAUGUAUAAUUCUUCAAGACUUCAGGUAAAGUACUUGCAGAUAGCAAAGAAAUCUGGGACUUAUAAUCCAUAUAGGUGGGUAAGAUAUGUUACUCUCGCCAAUUCAUACGUUGCUCGGAUAUGAUAUGAGGAAACCUCAUCUGUUAUGCCAUUUCGCGGUGGAGGAAUUGGAUUUGGAAAGCAAACGGUUCUAGCUGUUGUAAGAUGUCUAAUGAAACCCUCUCUCUCUCUAUUGUUUUUUCGGUGGGUUCGGAUUUCAGUGAUUUCAUUUCUCGACGAACAUUUAGGUUGUAUCACUGAAUUUUUUUGAGCUGGACUAUUCAUUCAUUGAAUUGCUCCUUGUGGAUUGGCUGUUUAUUAACUGUACAAAUGCACUCAAAUUGCAACCAGUAAGAGUUUUUGUUACUUUUGAUUUA
Molecule: messenger RNA, 1749 nt
Organism: Pyrus x bretschneideri (Chinese white pear)
Lineage: Eukaryota; Viridiplantae; Streptophyta; Magnoliopsida; Rosales; Rosaceae
Product: AP-4 complex subunit mu
Exons: 13
Coding region: 102-1457 (451 amino acids)
Biological process (GO): protein targeting; Golgi to lysosome transport
Cellular component (GO): clathrin adaptor complex; trans-Golgi network; cytoplasmic vesicle
Source: RefSeq, a predicted model, not a curated record